AUGUGCACCUUGUUAUCAUGUGGGAUUCUUCUAGCCCUUUUCUUCCUUAUCUUCACCAUCAAAUUCAAAAAUAACAGGAUUGUGAAAAUGUCCAGUCCAAACCUCAAUAUUGUAACAAUUAUUGGAAGUGUUUUUACUUACGUCAGUGGAUACAUGUUUGGAAUUGUGGAAGAGAAAACUGCUACAAUGGAAGUGUCAAUUGAAUUGAUUUUUCAGAUUCGCAUAUGGAUGCUCUGCUUAGGAACCUCACUGAUAUUUGGGCCCAUAUUGGGAAAGACAUGGCGACUGUACAAAGUUUUUGGUCAGCAUGUCCCUGAGAAGAGAGUGAUUAUUAAAGACAUUCAGUUACUGGGGCUGGUAGCUGGAGUGGUUGGUUUGGAUAUUCUGAUUCUGGCAACAUGGAGCAUUGUUGACCCAUUGCAGUGUACGCAAUCCUUAAAUGCAGGAGUGAGGGCAGUUGAAAAAUAUCUUUCCUACUCCAUUACAAUCAUGAAAUGUUGUGUUUCUCGGUACACAGAAAUCUGGAUAAUUCUUAUUUCACUUCUAAAGGGAAGUCUUCUGUUCUAUGGCACAUACCUAGCUGGUUUAACCAGCAACGUUAGCUGUCCGCCUGUAAACCAGACUGUCACCAUCAUGGUAGGAGUUUAUCUGAUCAUGUUUACUGCAGGAAUAAUCAUUCCCAUUACCAGAUUCCUGAGCACCUGGCCCAAUCUUUCCUAUGGUAUCACAUCUGGAGGAAUAUUUAUAUGUACCUCAACUAUCAACUGUCUCAUCUUCAUCCCUCAGGUCAGACAGUGGAAGCAAUUUGAGGAAGAAUUAAACCUUACUCCAAAUCAGAUGGCCAAAUAUUUCAACAGUCCAAGCAAGAGCUUUCGGUCCAUGUACAGUGAUGACCAGAUCUAUUACCUGCUUGGAGAAAAUAACUCCAUGAAACGACUCCUCACUGAGAAAAAUGCAGUAAUUGAUAGUCUGCAGGAACAGGUUAAUAAUGUGAAGGAUAAAUUGGUGCAUUUAAUGACACCAGAUUGCACAGAAGAGCUUAAGGAUUACAUUUCCACAACAGGAUCCAAGACAGCACACUACCCUUUGAUUAAUUUUGAGGUUAAAAGUCAUAACACGGCAACAAAAGAUCCAGAAAGUGAAAAGUCUUUGUCAGACAGACAGACGAAUCUGGAUCAGACUUUUGGUUCACAGCAAGACCUUAAACCUCUGUCACUGCAAAGUAACUUCGACCAAAUCAUGGGAGAUUCUACGAAUCAACUAGACUCAACUUUGUAUCCUCAAAAAAGGCCAGAAAAUGUUGUAAAUUAUCAGAAUUUUAAUAGAAGUGUUCUGAACCACCUAGGGCAUCCAGAAAAUUCUGAGAUUAAUACAGAAGAUUUUUCCAAUUCAUGUGAUACCUCAGAAAUAGCUUCAGAAGUUCAGAUAAAUGACUGUGUGAAAAUGACUCCACGACCAACAGGUCAGAUCCUGGUCUCCUCUGCAAUCCAUCCAUCAAUUAGAUCCAGGUCGAUUGAAUGUGCUUCUGUCAAGGAUCCAACAAAAAUGAUUAAAAACAAUUAUGUGAGCAGUGAGAAACUGCAAGAAAUUCUACAAGAUCUAAAUGUUAAUGCUGUCACCUCAAUCUGCUCACCAGAGAGACCAAGACGAAUGCUCCAGAAUUUUUCACUUGAACAGUGUACCCAGAGAGCAGAGCAAUUAAAACAUUGCUAUCAUAGUAUUUCUCCAUAUAUGGUGAGGCAGAGGAGGCCACCUUUCUAUUCAAUAACGGGUACACCUUCCCAUUAUUUUCCACACUCAACAGCUCAACAGACUAAAUGCCUGGUUAAUGAAAAUAUAAGUAGGGAUACAAGAAUUUCUGAGACUAGUCGACUAGAAUGCAUUCACCACAAAAGAUUAACUGAUGAAAACGGACCUACAAGUCUCUCAGCAACCCUAAGCUCAGUGAAGAAACUGGAUGCACUGUAUGACAGCUAUCAACUGUAUGGCAAAAAAGACCAAAAAAAUGGCUGCAUAUACUGUUCAGCUUUAGAAGGGAAACAUAUUACGAAGCCGUAUUCAGACCUGGAUUUAAAGAAAGCACACUUAUGCUUGGAAGAAAGUGAAGUAGCUGGUAAAGAAGGAGCUUUUCAAACUUACCAGUAUGAUUACUCAGAUUCAGAAUCAAGCAGUUCAGAUGAAACAUUUUGCUGUUACCACAGGGCAUGCUGUGAAGUGUGCUGUCGAGGCUCAUACAAUUCCAGUACUUCAGAAACCUCAGAUAGUGAGCAAUAUAAUCCAUCAUUCAUUUGGUCACAAAAACAUUUUCGUAAUCAUCCACUUGUUAAUUUUAAAGAGGACUUAGAACCCACGUUUGUAUGA
Rhincodon typus (whale shark) is the source of this 2361-nucleotide messenger RNA. It is a transcript of the gene gpr156, whose product is annotated as G protein-coupled receptor 156. The coding region runs from base 1 to 2361 and encodes 786 amino acids. Lineage: Eukaryota; Metazoa; Chordata; Chondrichthyes; Orectolobiformes; Rhincodontidae. The record is from RefSeq and is a predicted model, not a curated record. Gene Ontology annotation, biological process: gamma-aminobutyric acid signaling pathway; G protein-coupled receptor signaling pathway. The transcript is spliced from 8 exons. Gene Ontology annotation, molecular function: G protein-coupled GABA receptor activity. Gene Ontology annotation, cellular component: membrane; G protein-coupled receptor heterodimeric complex.